UCUAAUCAAAAAAAAAAAGAAAGAAAAGAUAUCAAAAGUUUUCAAUUGUGGUUUGGUGGUAGAAGAGUAAUCCUGCUGGCCGAGGAGAAAUCCGGUCUUGGAGGUGGUUAAUACGGAUUCCCCUUGUUAAAUCUCUUAUCUUUCUAUCUUGUCUCUUGGGUGUUUCACUUGGGAUUCUCAUUUUGGGAUAUCUAGUUUGUUCUCUUAGAACUUUGAGGGAAACUCUCUUGAGUGACUACCAAAUUGAGUGAAACACGUGUGUGGGCAAGGACAAACAACUGAGUGUGAGAGGGUUUUAAUCUAACUUUACCUUGUCUAAGUUUUCAGGUAGCCAUGGAUAGUGAAGAAGAAAGAAACCGACCCGGAAACUCAUAUGCCGGACUAUCUAACUUGCAAAUGCGUGCUCUCAAUGAUUCUAUGUCUAACUUGUUGAAUACAGGUUUGGAGGCGAUCCAUCAGAGGCUUGAUGAACUUCAGGGCCGUCCAACUCAGUCACGUACCAGAACCAGACGUGACCAUCCAAGGAGGAACAGCCGGUCCGACCUAGAAAUCCGAGAAGAGUCUUAUGAUGAUGAUCGAUCCAUCAACCGUCCAAGGAGAGUUCCUAGGCAUCAAAACCGAGGUGAUGUCAAUCCUUUUGGUAGAAAUGAAAGAACCAAUGAUGGCUUGAGUGGUUUGAAAUUGAAAAUUCCAAGUUAUGAUGGCAAAAAUGAUCCGGAUGCUUUUCUUGAAUGGGAAAGAAAAAUUGAACUUGUGUUUGAUUGCCAAAAUUUUUCUGAUAUUAAAAAGGUUAGACUUGCUGCUGCUGAGUUUACUGGCUAUGCUAUUAACUGGUAUGAUCGAGUUGUGACUAGCAGGAGGAGAGCAGGUGAGGCGCCAGUUGAUACAUGGGAUGAGCUUUCCAUGCUGAUGCGGAGACGCUUUGUUCCCGACCAUUACCACCGAGAUUUACACCAUAAACUUAGGCGUUUGCUUCAAGGUUCUAAGUCAGUUGAGGACUAUCACCAGGAGAUGGAAACCUUAAUGAUCAAGGCUGAUGUAGAAGAGCCCUUAGACGCCACCAUGGCCAGAUUUCUUACCGGGCUCAACCGGGACAUACAAGACCGCAUGGAGCUGGAAGAAUAUGACAGCAUGGAGCAGAUGUUACACAAGGCGGUGCUGAUCGAGCAACAAAUCAAGAGAAAGGGUCUCACUAAAUCGACCUUUGCUUCUAAACCGACCUUUGCUUCCAAGCCAAACUAUCAAGACAAGGGUAAGUCUUCUUCCACAACAAAUACAGCUUUUAAGACUAAUGUCCCUGCUCGUGUUGAUAGAGAAAAGAAAGAAGAGGAUACCAAACGAACCAGAGACAUCCAAUGCUUUAGGUGUCAUGGCCUUGGCCACUAUGCCAACCGAAGUCCAAACCAAAAGGUGAUGGUGCUCUUGGAGAAUGGAGAAGUCGAAUCUGAAGAAGACAAGAAGGAUCUCGAACCAGUGUAUGAUGAUGAUGAUGAGGGAGAAGCACUUGACUUUCCGGUUCAUGGUCCCCUUCUUGUUACUAGGAGGGUCUUGGACGACACCACUGAUCCCAUCUUUGAUGAGGAGGUCGAUGGAGUGAUCGAUGAGUUUUGCUCGACUUUUGUGGAAAGUUCUGAUCCGAUCUAUGAUGAGGAUGUUCUUGAUGAGCCGAGCCAUGGUUCACUACUGGUUACUAGGCGUGCCUUGAGUGUCCAACCAAAAUCCAAUGACAAAGAACAAAGGGAGAAUCUCUUUCACUCUAGAUGUCUCAUUUCUGAUAAAGUUUGUUCUUUAAUCAUUGAUGGAGGUAGUUGCACUAAUGUGGCUAGUGACACCCUUGUAAAGAAACUUGGGCUUGUUACUCGGCCUCUUUCUCGUCCUUUCAGGUUGGAGUGGCUCAAUGAGGCUGGAGAACAGUAUGUGAAGGAGCAAGUCACGGUUCCACUCUCCAUUGGCCGAUAUGAGGAUGAGGUUGUGUGCAUUAUGCUUCCCAUGGAUGCUUGCCAUGUUCUCUUGGGCCGGCCUUGGCAAUUUGACAAGAAGGCAGUGCAUGAUGGUUUCACAAACCGGCAUUCAUUUGAUAAUAAGGGAAAGAAGAUCACCUUAGUGCCUUUGUCGCCCUCGGAAGUCCAUCAAGACCAGGUCCAACUUAAGAAGAACCGAGACCAAGACUCUAAAGCUGAUAAACCUGAGACCAGUACCAGAAACUCUAACUUCUUUGUCAAAGAAAGUCAGGUAAGGAAGUCUCUUUGCUCUCAAAAGCCAUUUCUCUUACUAAUUUAUAAAGAGUCUCUCUUGGCCUCAUCUUCUUCUGACCUUGCACCGGAGAUUCCGAGUGAGUUUUUAGGAAUCUUGCAGGAUUAUUCUGAUGUGUUUCCAGAAGAAAAUCCCAAAGGAUUGCCACCGGUGAGAGGCAUUGAGCAUCAGAUCGAUCUCGUUCCGGGCGCCUCUCUACCGAACCGACCAGCGUACCGCACCAAUCCGGUCGAGACCAAGGAGCUGGAGAAACAGAUCAACGACUUGCUUGAGAAGGGAUAUAUCAGAGAGAGUCUCGGUCCCUGUGCCGUGCCUGUUCUACUUGUACCAAAGAAGGAUGGCUCCUGGAGGAUGUGUGUGGACUGCCGGGCCAUAAACAACAUCACGGUAAAGUAUCGACAUCCUAUCCCUCGUCUUGAUGAUAUGCUUGAUGAACUCCAUGGUUCUAAGUACUUUUCUAAGAUAGAUUUGAGAAGUGGCUAUCAUCAGAUUAGGAUGAAAGAAGGUGAUGAAUGGAAAACGGCCUUUAAAACAAAAAUAGGUUUGUAUGAGUGGCUUGUCAUGCCCUUUGGUCUCACUAAUGCACCUAGUACUUUCAUGCGCCUAAUGAAUCAUGUCUUGAGGUCUUUUAUUGGUCAUUUUGUUGUGGUCUACUUUGAUGACAUUCUUAUUUACAGCAAAAGCCUUGAUGAGCACAAACAACACUUGAAAUCUGUUCUUGAAGUCCUUAGAAAGGAACGUUUGUUUGCUAACCUUGGAAAGUGUUCUUUUGGCACAGAUCAUGUGGUCUUUCUAGGUUUUGUUGUAGGUGCAGAUGGCUUGAGAGUGGACGAGCAGAAGGUCCAAGCAAUCUGGGACUGGCCAAUUCCGACCACCAUUGGUGAAGUAAGAAGCUUCCAUGGCCUUGCCGGCUUCUAUAGGCGAUUUGUUCAAAACUUUAGUACCUUGGCGGCUCCUCUUACUGAAGUAAUCAAGAAGAACGUGGGGUUCAAAUGGGGACCAGCUCAGGAAGAAGCAUUCGAAAUCCUUAAAGGGAAGUUGACUCAUGCCCCUUUACUUGUACUUCCAGAUUUUUCUAAAGCUUUUGAAAUCGAAUGUGAUGCUUCUGGUGUUGGUGUUGGUGCUGUGUUGAUGCAGGAGGGAAAACUAGUGGCUUAUUUCAGUGAGAAGCUUGGAGGAGCCAUGCUCAACUACCCCACAUACGACCAAGAACUCUAUGCCUUGGUGAGGGCCCUUCAAACGUGGCAGCACUAUCUUUGGCCUAAGGAGUUCAUUAUCCACACUGAUCAUCAGUCUCUAAGACACUUUAAGGGUCCGCAGAAGCUCAACAAGAGGCAUGCUCGUUGGAUGGAGUUCAUUGAGACAUUCCCUUAUGUGAUCAAGUACAAACAAGGUAAGGAGAAUGUUGUGGCCGAUGCAUUGUCUCGAAGGUAUACUUUUCUCUCAGCCCUUGAAACUAAAUUGCUUGGUUUUGAAUUUAUCAAGGAUCUUUAUGCUUCUGAUCAGGAAUUUAUAGAGAUUUUUCAAAAAUGCCCAAAGAUUGCUUAUGGCAAAUACUUUCAAAAUUCUGGUUUCUUAUUCUUUGAUAACCGUUUGUGUGUGCCCCAAUGUUCUUUGAGGGAGUUGUUUCUCAGGGAAGCUCAUGGAGGUGGGCUUAUGGGAUACUUUGGUGUCAAGAAGACUUACAAGGCGGUUCAUGAUCACUUCUAUUGGCCAAUCUUAAUGAAAGAUGUGGAACAGAUAUGUAGCCGUUGUGUGGUGUGCAAGAAGUCUAAGUCCAAAUCUUCAAACCACGGUUUGUAUUUCGCACUUCCUAUUCCUUCUCAUCCUUGGGUAGACAUUUCUAUGGAUUUCGUGUUAGGAUUGCCAAGAUCCUUGGUUAAAAAGAAUCUUAGGCUUUGGGAAGAAUGUUUACCACAUGUUGAGUUUGCUUACAAUCAUGCAAUGCAUUCUGCUACAAAGUUUUCUCCUUUUGAAGUUGUUUAUGGGUUUAAUCCUUUGUGCCCACUUGAUCUUUUACCUUUGCCUCUGAGUGAAAGAGUUAGUACAGAUGGCAAGAGGAAGGCGGACACUAUCAAAAAGCUACAUGAACAGGUUCGUGCAAACAUUGAAGCCAAGACCGAGAUCUAUAAAAGAUAUGCCAAUCAGAAAAAAAGGAGGUUAUUUUCAAAAAAGGCGAUCUUGUUUGGGUUUACUUGGGGAAGGAGCGAUUUCCGGAAGAAAGAAAGUCUAAACUUAUGCCUCGGGUCGAUGGUCCAUUCCAGAUCCUUAAAAAGAUCAAUGACAAUGCUUAUCAGCUUGAUCUUCAAGUCCGAGGAUCAGUCCAUGGAAUCAGAUCAGAACGAGGAUCAGAACGUCCGGAACAACGCAACUGAGGUUCAGUCCAUCGAUCGGGCCGAACAUACUGCUCGGGCCGUGUAUCGUCUUGACCCGCACUCGUCCGGAUUGGAGCUUCAGCAUAACCCACGACCAGAUGUCCAAAUCAACCGUACUGAAGUUCGCCUUUCCUGUCCUGUUCGUCAUGCUAAAUCCAUUGGUCAAGCCAGAAGUGACGUUGAUCGAGUGGAAUCCAAAUCCGACCAUGGUUUCUCUCUCUUAAGCCGUCUCUGCCGAACCGGCGAUCGUUCUGAUGAACUGAUCCGACACUUCGAUCAGUUCAUGAACUUUGAUCAGCCAAAUCUCUCUAAGGCAAGACUCUUGAGGUUGUCCGAAGACUUAGCCACCUUUUGGCCCGGAACAGUCCAUGAAAAUCACCCGUCCGUACAUGAAGAACGAACCGGCCGUGUACUUCUUCUUACCGCGGGACGCGCUAUCAGUUACACCGAACCUGGACAAGAGUAG
This is a messenger RNA of Brassica napus (rape), 5094 nucleotides long. RefSeq lists its product as uncharacterized. Gene Ontology annotation, molecular function: nucleic acid binding. Lineage: Eukaryota; Viridiplantae; Streptophyta; Magnoliopsida; Brassicales; Brassicaceae. The record is from RefSeq and is a predicted model, not a curated record. The coding region runs from base 334 to 5094 and encodes 1586 amino acids. The transcript has 3 exons.